Molecule: messenger RNA, 4051 nt
Organism: Astyanax mexicanus (Mexican tetra)
Lineage: Eukaryota; Metazoa; Chordata; Actinopteri; Characiformes; Acestrorhamphidae
Gene: zbtb45
Product: zinc finger and BTB domain containing 45
Exons: 7
Coding region: 262-2118 (618 amino acids)
Biological process (GO): regulation of transcription by RNA polymerase II
Cellular component (GO): nucleus
Molecular function (GO): DNA-binding transcription factor activity, RNA polymerase II-specific; RNA polymerase II cis-regulatory region sequence-specific DNA binding; protein binding
Source: RefSeq, a predicted model, not a curated record
GGCCUCCGUGCUGCGCCCCGUCAGCAGCUCCUGCAGAAACAGCAGCUCGCGGAGAAAAACAGCGCGCGCUGCUCCGGUAAUCCCGCGCGCUGGAUCUCGGUUCGGUCCCGGUACAGCCCGUUCCGUCUCCCUGCUCUCCGGGCUCGGUCAUGCGCGUGCUGCGCUGCGUGCGCGCGGUCUAACGGCUCUGCGGAGUUCCCCAGCGCGAGCGCUCAGCUCUGCUCCUCUCUCAGGUUGAUCUUGCGUUCCUGGAUUCCUGCCAUGUCAGGCACCGAGACGGUUCAUUACAUCCACCUGCACAACGCCAGCCAGUCGGUGCUGGAGGCCCUGCGCUCUCAGCGGCGUAAGGGCCUGUUCUGCGACGUCACGGUGCGGAUCCACGACGCCUCGCUGCGUGCCCACGCCUGCGUCCUCGCCGCCGCCAGCCCCUUCUUCCAGGACAAGCUGCUGCUCGGCCACUCUGAGAUCUCGGUGCCGCCGCUCGUCCCUGCGGAGACGGUGAAGCAGCUGGUGGACUUUAUGUACAGCGGCUCACUGGUGGUGCUGCACUCGCAGGCGCUUUGCAUACUGACCGCCGCCAGCAUUCUGCAGAUCAAGACCGUCAUUGACGAGUGCACUCAGAUCAUAUCCCAGAAACGGCCCCUAGGGGCCACCAUGCCCAAGCAGGAGGAACAGGGAGGAGGGAAGGGGCGGGAGAGUGUGGGAAAUGUGGGCGGAGUCGGGGCACUGCAGGGCUACAGUUACCCCUUAAGUGAGUGCGGGGCAGGGGUGGGGUCAGCCGCAGUGCUGCCAGACCCUCAGACUCUGGGGGGCGGGGGGCAACCGGACUCCAGCGGACUGGAAGGAAUAAUGCCACCCCUGGGUGACCUGCUGUGCAGGGGGGAGGGGCUUGGAGCACCUGGGGGUGGAGCCAUGCUAAAACCUGCCAGCUGCACUCAGGAGAUCUAUAUGCUGAACCAGAGCGCGGACCGAAACAGUGCAGGUACAGUCGUACAGAAUCAGAACCAGAACAUGCCAGAUCCAGGACGAGCCCAGAUGAACACUCCCGCUCCCCCGGGGAUGGGGAGGGACAGUCUCCGGGGUAACGGAGGGGCGGAGUUUGUGGCAGUGGGGGAGGAGCUGGCAGUGGGGAUGGACAGAUUCAAUGAGGAAGAGGAAGUGGAGGAGAGAGAGAGGGAGGGUGAGCGUGAGAGGGGGGCGGGGCAUAGCCGUAAGCAGAGACAACCUCUACGACUGCAGGUAAUGGGUGGAGAGCAGGUGGUGGUGAAGGAUGAAAGUGUUCGGGAUGGUGAUAAUCUGUUUGAGUUGGAGGAGAGACGCGAUACACACGAUAACACACACCCAUCAGCUUACGGACAGGGCGGGUUUUAUGAGGACCAGGCCGUGUUUGCUGGUGGUUAUUGGCCGCAGGCGGACACCUCCCAGACUCUAGUGGCCAAUCCCCGUUCCCGCAGCACCAAGCCGCUGUCUCCACCCACUUCCUCUCACAGCAUCAACAACCAGAUGCUUUUCCAGUACCCCGUCAGCGAAUCACAGCCCUCCUCCUUCUUUGUGGGUGGGCCUAUGGGGAUUGACAGCAUGGCAGAGUCGUGUCAGCAGGCUCCUCCCCCAGCACCGAUGACUCCGGCCCCGCCUCCUCCUGCCUCUGCGUGUGUUGCGGGUCCGAGUUUUACGGGUCAGAGUUCAGAGACGAGCUUCGACUGCAGCCACUGCGGGAAAUCGCUGAGAUCCCGCAAAAACUACAGCAAACACAUGUUCAUCCACUCUGGUCAGAAGCCUCAUCAGUGCAGUAUCUGCUGGCGGUCCUUCUCGCUGAGGGACUACCUCCUGAAGCACAUGGUGGUCCACACGGGGGUCCGGGCGUUCCAGUGCUCCGUUUGCUCGAAGCGCUUCACCCAGAAGAGCUCCCUGAACGUCCACAUGAGGACGCACCGCGUGGAGCGCACCUUCUCCUGCACCGUGUGCCACCGCGCCUUUACCCACCGCACCCUGCUGGAGCGCCACGCCCUGCAGCACCAGCACCCACCAAUCAAACCCUCCAACCUCGACCAGGGGGGCGGGGCCAGCAUGGGCGGUGGCAGCAUGGGUGGGGCCAACGGGGCAGGCCCUGCCUCGUAGUGAGGAAGCGCUCUGAAACGCAGAGGUCAGGGCUAGCGUGGGCGGGGUCGGCGGUCCGCUCUAGCUCCACUUUUUGAGAAACAGCAGGGGGGUGGACACGAUUUGCGGUCGCUGGGUUACCCCUCUGUUGGAGGCGGAGUUUACCUUAUCGUCAAGCAAUACGUCCAACAAAAAAUACUUAAGAAGCCUGUGGAGAUUAUCGGUGAACAUCAGAGAUCAAAGUUUUCAGACUGCUUAAUUAUUAAAGAUAUUAGCACGUUUCUUUAUUUCGUCCUUUUACGCAAACUUACCGUCCUAAAGAGUGACGCAAUACAGAAUAAUUCAAACUACACUGCCUUUUAAAUACUUUUAAGGCUAAAUCAGGUUAUUUCUUUAAAUAAUAAAAAGUCGUGCUCGUUUUAUUCUCGUAAAUUAACUGACGUUAUAUCUUUGUGAUUUGUUAAGUUGCUUUUAUUGUGGUUGAUUUUCAUGUUGUAUUUUGACGUUUUUUAAAAACGUUUUUAAUCACGAAUUAUUUUAAUCCAGAGUUUGCUGAAAACACGUCUUAGUGUUCUAACUACAGCAAACACUGUUCACUAUCAAACUGCGUACACCACGUACCUAAAACUAAUAACAGCUACUAAUUAUCAAGUAAUUUAAACACCAGGAUGUACAAAAACACACUUAGCAUUAUCUAUGAUAGCUAGCUUACAGCAGGCUAACUGAAAAUGACUGUUUACCUAAGGUUUCAAUACAGAACUCUAAAGGUACACUAGAUUAGCAUUAGCCAGGUAGUUAAACAAUGCAGUUAACAUUAUUUUCAAAAUAUUGUUAAAGAAUUCAAUGUGUAUGCUACUUGCUAACAAAGCUAGCAUGUUUAUUAAGUACGCUUGUAAAGUGACCGUAAAACCUUUAUCAGGUAGCAUAGCCGCUACACACAGUAUGAAUUAUCUAUACAGAGAAAGUCUUUAAAAAUGUAUCCAGUGUUCAGGUCAUGAGAACGUUUCCGGCAGUUAAAAUUAAGCACAAACCUAUGUCCACAAAACUGUCCACAGGUCCGUCCAGCUGCCCCCCAAAUCGUGUCCACCAAGAGUGAGUAAUUAAAGCGAUAGUUCAGUGUAAAAUCGAAUUUCUACAAAUGUAUUCGAUUAGCCACGCCCACCAAUCUGCACUAAGCUGAUACCACAACCGUUAGCAUUAUGCUGACACCACACAAAGCUUAUACCCAUCAACUAGCACUAAGCUAACAACACACAAAGCUUAUACCCAUCAACUAGCACUAAGCUAACACCACACGGAGCUUAAACCAAUCAAUUAGCACUAAGCUAUAACCACACAAAGCUUGUACUGCAACAGUUAGCACAAAGCUAACAACACAGAGCUUAUACCCAUGAACUAGCACUAAGCUAACACCACACAAAGCUUGUACGGCAGCAUUUAUCACAAAGCUAACACCACACAAAGCUUGUACUGCACAGUUAGCACUAUGCUAACACCACACAGAGCUUGUACUGCACCAAUUAGCACUAACACUAGCACUAACUAAUUUCGUACUAACUGCUUUAAGGUACGAGUUUGAUCAUUGUACCACGGUGCGAGCUUUUUCUGUCUCUCUAUUUUGUGUUUAAGGGGAGCUACAACAUCUAAGGUAGAGCGAAAGGUAUUUUCUAAACCUUCGGUUAGUUUGUCUAGUUCUACUGAGUCUACAGGAGAGUACAUUAGAGUUGAUAAGUCUGGAAGCUUAUCUGUAAAUUGUUGGGCUGUAAAAGGCGUAAUUGAACGUUUUACAGAGUAGCUAGGGGAUGUACGUAUAUUAUGACUGAGAUGUAAUUUAAAUGAAAUAAGGUAAUGAUCUGAAAUUGCGGAGGUUUGAGAACGAAUAUUCGGGUUAUCUAUGCUCACACCCAGGGUCAAAACUAAAUCCAGAGUAUGAUUACAGUAAUGAGUAGGUCCU